UCACAUCGUCUUGCUGUCUUGUAUUGCACAGCGCGCGAAGCUUUCUUCGUUGAGGAAUCAGUGACUCAGUAAGAAGCCGAGUAGAAAAGAUGUCGGCGAGAGAUUGGAUUGGAACGGAUGAAACCGCAAAGCAGUACCUGUCUAGGGUUCUAACAGAGCGACCUUUCGUGCCACUCCCGCCUCCUCUUCACCGCCUUCCUCUCCGCGCCGGCAACAUCGUCGAGAUCGUCGGCCCUUCGCCUUCCGCCAAAACCCAAAUCCUUAUACAGGCUUCAAUAAACUGCAUUCUGCCCAAGGAAUGGAAAGGCGUGCAUUAUGGAGGUUUGGAGCGCCCAGUGAUGUUCAUCGACUUGGAUUGCCGUUUCGAUGUUUUGAGCCUUUCAGGUUCACUAAAGCAGCGCAUACUUAAAGCCAAGGGAAAGAGUAUGCCAUGCUUAAAGGAAGCAGAUGCCAUAUAUGACAAAGAAUUAUUUGCAGAAAGCAUGAGACGGUUCUUGUACAUCCGUUGCUAUGAUAGUAUCCAGUUUCUGGCUACACUUAAGACAAUGCAUCACCAGCUUCAAAUGGCAAAAGAGGCACAUGGAAUUGGUGCUUAUUUAAUGGUGAUUGACAGGUUUUCUGGAGUUUGUAUUGGAGCUUUUCACUGGAUGGAUCGUGCUUCUGCAUUUAUGCCACAAGGGAGCAGCAACAGGAAAAGUCUCUCUCUUCAAAGUGUAUCAGAAACUGUGGUUCAGGAGAUUCGGAAGAUUCUGUUGGUUCAUCCAAUGCUUGUCCUAAGUACUAAAGCAGUUAGUUUAGAGGAUAAGCAUGCAUCAAAUGAAGUUGUAAGGAAUGUGGGGAAGUGGCCUGCUCAAAACUCCUUGGAUUCUACAAGUGUUAGGAGUAGGGCAAAUAUUCUACCAUUUCGUGAGUAUAUGCCUUCAGUCUGGCAGUCCUUUGUUUCUCACAGAAUGCUUGUGCGCCCUUCAGGUGAUAGCGAUGAGAAUAAAAAUCAGCUCACUUAUUUUACAGAGUGGCUGUUGCCAACACUGAAGUUAUCAGAAAAGUUUAUUAUCAAUAAUGAUGGUGUUUUUACGAUAGAUCAAGUGCAUCUGAAUGUAGAAUGAAUAUCUGAGCACUGGUUGAUGAUCACCUGCUUAGUGUGAAGUCAGAAUAUUAAUUAGAAGUGCAGCUUUCAUUUUCAAUUGGCUUCACUUGUUCAUCAAGGAUUUCUAUGCUGGUUUAAACAGACACCAGAAUAAGCAUUCCUGCUAUCUUCUUCGUGACUUAAUAUUUGCUGCUACAGUGUCGAAGAAGAAUUUGUGGUUGCUCCACUUAUAAUUUUCGGUCGAAGUGCAAAGCAGUAAAAUUGAUGGCGACAAGA
This is a messenger RNA of Ipomoea nil (Japanese morning glory), 1363 nucleotides long. RefSeq names its product DNA repair protein XRCC2 homolog. Lineage: Eukaryota; Viridiplantae; Streptophyta; Magnoliopsida; Solanales; Convolvulaceae. The record is from RefSeq and is a predicted model, not a curated record. Gene Ontology annotation, molecular function: ATP-dependent DNA damage sensor activity; DNA binding; ATP binding. Bases 90 to 1106 code for a protein of 338 amino acids. The transcript has 12 exons. Gene Ontology annotation, biological process: double-strand break repair via homologous recombination. Gene Ontology annotation, cellular component: Rad51B-Rad51C-Rad51D-XRCC2 complex; replication fork.